Molecule: messenger RNA, 1463 nt
Organism: Sinocyclocheilus anshuiensis
Lineage: Eukaryota; Metazoa; Chordata; Actinopteri; Cypriniformes; Cyprinidae
Exons: 6
Coding region: 81-935 (284 amino acids)
Source: RefSeq, a predicted model, not a curated record
UAUCUCUGAAAGCUCUCAACUGUAGGAAUGAUACUUUCAGUUUUGUUUUUACUUAAUUCUCGCUAAAUGUGCAGUGGUUUAUGAAAUUUAGAAAGCCAGAAUGUAAAACUCAUGCAGAACUUUUACAAUCUGUCUGUAUUCUCAUCAGGUUCAAGCGCUUCAAUCUUCUGCUGCUGUUUUGCUUCAUCUAUCAGAGCGGAGCCCCGCCUGUAGGAACCAGCACUAUAUCUGUGUCAGGAAAAAAGAGAGACAACGUCACACUGCCAUGUCAAUUUGAGACCAAAAAGAUUUCUGAUAUUAGUUUAAACAAUGGGUCAGAAAACAUCCCUGUCUGUCAGACUGAAGAAUGUAGUGGACGAGUAUUUAAAAAAGGAAACUGUGACGUCGUCUUCAAGAAUCUGAGCUUCAGUGAUGCUGGGACGUACUUUUUGCAUGUCUAUUACAAUAAUGAUCAGACAAAGCUGAGGCGACAAAUCAGGACGUACCAACUUCAUAUUCAUGAUGAGGUUUCUGUGAAAACAGGUGAGGAGCACAAGUUAGAUGUCCUUUCUAAUGCUAAUCAAGUUGUGCACUGGACCAGAAACAAAACAAAUUGGAGGGAGGUUUGGAGCAGAAGCAACGGAGCUCAGAGCGAUCAACUGACCGACACUGAUGGGACUCUGAGCAUUAAAGAGUUUACAGCCAAUGAUGCAGGAACAUACAGAGUUCUGGACUAUGAAGGAGAAAUCUUGAUCACAGUGACAGUUACAGAAUCAGACACAGAAUCAAAGGAAAAAUACUACAACACAGAUGAUGACAAAACUGAUAACACAAGACAACACUCUGUUUGGUUUUGGAUUAUGAUUGUUGGAUUGACUAUAGUUCUGCUGGUUCUGGCUUUGAUUAUGCUUCCUGUCAUCAAGAAGCAAUUUCUGAAGAAGAGAGUUUCAUACUAAGGGACCCAAAUUGUAUGGGGCCCUGAAUCCAGUGAAGCCACCGGUUACUUAUGCUUUCAGAAGCAACAGGAUUCUGUCAACAUAUUUCUGCAGCUUAUGUUUAAUUUACAAAACAUAUGAGCAUUUGCACUGCACCCGUACACCAGCACUCACAGUUAAAGUGACCUAUAGACUGGUUACUUAAGGCUUACCAAUCAUAAAUCAUCAACUAGUUAUUAUUGUUACUUUUGAAUUCAUCAACUAUUGUUUGAAAAGAAAAAAAAAGAAAAAAAAAGUAUUCACAGUAAAAAUAGCAUGUAUUUUUAGCAUGCAUAUCUAUGCCAAACUGAGAAUGAAGCCUGUGCAUGCAUGUAUAUUUUGUAUUAUUUUCUUUUUACAUAUUACUAUGUAUAUUUAAUAUGGCCUUUGCAAGAGUCUUAAGCUUCUCAUAGUGUCUUCGUCAUCUACUGGAGAUUUUCUCCUUUCCACUGUUGCUUUUGUCUGUUUAAUAGAGCAUUUGCGUUAUUCUUUGUCAGUCUGCUUUGAAAG